UGAUGAGGAUUUUCUUUACGUUUUCCUGGUGGCUACUUGUCGCACUACUUUCCGGGACUUCAAGCAAGCCCCGCAGGCAUAUCCAAAGAAAUGAAAGUAACAACUCCGACCUCACACCAUCAGCAGUGUUUGCAGAAAAACAUUAUUCUUGUAAGCUGUCCUGUACAAAGCCACCAGGCAGCCUGUGUAUAGAAAGCUCGAAUCGGACAUGUUUUUGCCAAUGUGUAAAUGAGGCAUUGCCAUGUCCGCCUCCGUCCAACGCCACUUGUCCUAGUGGUUCUCCGCCAACUUGCUACGUGGAAGAGAAGUUUUGCUUCUGCAAAUGCUGGUAGCUGCCACAGGACGUCCGGUCGCACUUAGGCUUUGCUAAUGAUCUUCGAUCUGAGCACGUCAUACGACAAGUUCUUAUUCGAAAA
Dermacentor andersoni is the source of this 416-nucleotide messenger RNA. RefSeq lists its product as uncharacterized. The record is from RefSeq and is a predicted model, not a curated record. NCBI's taxonomy places the organism in Eukaryota, Metazoa, Arthropoda, Arachnida, Ixodida, Ixodidae.